AUGGAGUCUUCAAAAACAGAAAUGGAUUUUUUUCACUUGUUUUUUCCAUCAAAUUAUUAUGAAGAAAUAGCGCAACAGACAAAUGCAUAUGCCGAGAGAGUCAUUAAUGUGAAUCCCAAUCCAGCCUGGUAUCCAACAAAUGGAGAAGAAAUAAAAGCAUACUUGGGGGUGGCAAUUGUCAUGGGUAUUUUACCAGCUCCUGCACAAGUUAUGUAUUGGUACAAGGACAAGUUAUUCCACCCAUCCUGCAUAGAAGGAAAAUUCACCAGGACUAGAUUUGAGACAUUACAAAGAUACUUUCAUGUUGCAGACACAACCUCAAAUCCAGCCCAAGAGGAUCCUGCCCACGAUAAGUUGGCUCACGUCAGACCUUUACUGGAGCUCCUGAGAACAAAUUUCAAACAAGAGUAUCAUCCACACAAAGAAGUUUCCAUAGAUGAGGCGAUGAUAGGAUUCUCAGGAAGACUGGGGUUCAAGCAGUACGUGCCUCUCAAACCUACAAAGAGGGGUAUCAAAGUGUGGGUCAAAGCCGACCUUUUCAAUGGAUAUAUAAAUGACUUCCAGGUUCACACUGGACGUCAUAAUAAUGUUGCAGAGAAGGACCUGGGCUCUCGUGUUGUGUUAGACCUUGCAAGACCAAUAAUAGGACUUGGACACCACAUAUAUUGUGACAGUUUCUUCACAUCCCCGGAUCUGUUCCUACAGCUGUGGCGUGAGGAUACCUAUGCUUGCGGCACAGUGAGGGCCAAUAGGAAAGGCCUCCCAAAGGACAUAGGAACAACCGAGUUGAAGGAGCAAGGAAGAAAUGUUACAAAACAAAAAGGAAGUAUGCGUGUAAAUGUUUGGCAAGACAAAAAGAAUAUAACAAUUCUUCAUACAAAUGGUGAAGAUACGUCAGUGAAUAGAAAGCAGAAGGAUGGCUCCACCAAGAAUGUACCCUGUCCUAAGGCUGUGAAAUUGUACAAUCAGUACAUGAAUGAUGUCGAUCAUACAGAUCAGCUCAGAUCUGCUUACAACACAGUGAGGAAAGCACUAAAAUGGUUGAAAUAUUUAUUUUUCUUUCUAUUCGACGUUGCCAUUGUAAAUUCCUACCUCCUUAUGAAAGAAUCUCACCAACAUUCCCUAAAAACAAAAACCAACAGAACUAGACAGAGGACCUAA
This is a messenger RNA of Ostrea edulis (European flat oyster), 1161 nucleotides long. Its product is annotated as piggyBac transposable element-derived protein 3-like. NCBI's taxonomy places the organism in Eukaryota, Metazoa, Mollusca, Bivalvia, Ostreida, Ostreidae. The record is from RefSeq and is a predicted model, not a curated record. The transcript has a single exon. Bases 1 to 1161 code for a protein of 386 amino acids.